Molecule: messenger RNA, 642 nt
Organism: Mesorhabditis belari
Lineage: Eukaryota; Metazoa; Nematoda; Chromadorea; Rhabditida; Rhabditidae
Source: the annotation of a GenBank genome assembly
AUGAAAAUCGCUUCAAAGGGAAAAAAGAAUUGCUCAAGAAUCCAAUAUUGGAGUCAAAGCGGAGAAUCGGAAAUCGAUGGUAUUUCUAUCGAUUCGUCAUCCUUGUUAGAGGCUUCGCUUUCAGUUCAUCCAACCCACAAUCAAAGCCACGUUUCUACUCAUCCAUUUUGGAGGCCAUUCCCAUUGACUCUUGUGCCAAAAGUCGUUUGUCCAGAUUCAAUCAAGACAAUUUUUGUCACUUAUUCAGCAACUUCUAAUUCAAAGAGAAGAGCCGCAAUUCGUCGGACUUAUGGAGACAAGAAAUGGAAACAAAAACUCAACUAUCAAACAAUGUUUGUUGUCGGAAAAAGUGAAAAUGAAGAAGAGAAUCGAGCCUUAGACAGCGAAUCGAUCGAGUUCGGUGAUCUCUUGCAAGCCGAUUUUCUCGAUUCUUACCGAAAUUUAACCAUCAAGGGAGUGACGUGGAUGCGUUUUCUUCGUGACAAUUGCCCUCAUACGACAAUGGUUCUAUUGCUAAAUGAUGACAUUUUGCCAAACAUUUUUUGGAUCUUCACCGACUUGGCGAAAGGACGAAUUUCGACGAAUCGCACUUUUACAUGUGUCUCAACAAUUGGGAAACCGAAUCGCAAUGAGAAAUCACCA